This is a messenger RNA of Candidula unifasciata, 1617 nucleotides long. NCBI's taxonomy places the organism in Eukaryota, Metazoa, Mollusca, Gastropoda, Stylommatophora, Geomitridae. The record is from the annotation of a GenBank genome assembly.
AUGACUGUCAACAUACCUGGAAUCGUGGCUGUGGCUGUUUUCUAUGUGGCAAUCCUGGUGAUUGGUGUUAUCGCUGGCAGGAAGACCUCCAAAAGCACGUCCAACGAUGCUGUGUUGCUGGCUGACCGCAGUUUUGGCAUUUUUGUUUCCUGCUUCACCAUAACGGCUACAAUGGUUGGAGGAGGAUACAUCAAUGGUUCAGCGGAGUCGGCGGCGUGGAAUGGACUUGUACAGACGCAGGCUCCAGUUGGAUAUUGCCUUGCUUUGUUGCUUGGUGCCAUAUUCUAUGCUCCAAAGAUGAGGGAGGAGAAAUACAUAACCAUGUUCGACCCCUUUCAGCUAAAGUACGGCAAGAAGGUUGGAGCUAUUUUAUUUAUACCUCAUAUUCUGGGUGACCUGUUCUGGUCAGCAGCUGUGCUAGCGGCUUUAGGUGCCACAAUCUCUAUCAUCCUGGACAUGAACGCUACUGUGGCUAUCGUGGUGUCUGCAGCUGUUGCCAUUAUAUACACAGUCUUUGGAGGCCUCUACUCUGUGGCCUACACGGACGUCAUACAACUCUUUUUCAUUGCUAUUGGACUGGUCGUAGCCUGCCCGUUCAGCCUGAUGCAUCCAUCAGUAGAUCUGUCUCGGAUCUCGGACACCUGGCGAGGCGACAUCCCGACCAACACCAUCGGCUCCUAUGUGGACGUGUUCCUUCUAUGCACAAUGGGAGGUAUUCCGUGGCAGAGUUUCUAUCAAAGAACUUUAGCAUGUAAAACGGUACAAGUUGCCAGAGUAUCUACACUGAUCGCCAGUGUCUUCAGCUUUUCUUUGGCAGUCCCACCCAUCAUCAUGGGCUUCGCUGGAGCAGCAGCUGAUUGGAAUGCUACCGACUACCAAGGACCACUACCCAUACCCGAAGACAUGAAAAGUUACAUCCUGCCCUUGACUCUGACCUACUUAACUCCCCUGCCAGUCAGUAUCAUAGGGAUCGGGGCUAUUUCUGCUGCGGUGAUGUCGUCUGCUGAUUCCUGUAUCUUGGCAACCAGUUCUGUUUUCUCUAAAAACAUUUACGCCGAAAUUAUCAGACCACAGGCAACAGAAAAAGAACUCAUUUGGGUCCUACGAAUCUCCAUCGUAGUUGUUGGCGCUCUCGGAACACUCAUCGCCGUGUUCUCAAAGACUAUAUACGGACUAUAUGUUUUGUGUUCUGACAUGAUGUACGUAGUUCUCUUCCCCCAACUAACCAUCGUUCUCUAUAUGCCAAGUUCAAACGCCUAUGGCUGCAUGGCAGGCUUCUUUGUCUCCCUCAUUUUAAGGCUCGCUAGUGGAGAACCUGUUUUGGGCAUUCCUCCUGGUAUUAAGUUCCCAUACUUUGACGAAGAAGCUCAAAAGCAAUUGUUUCCAUUCAGAACAUUUGCUAUGCUGGUAGGAACUAUAUCCAUCAUCGCAGUUUCCUAUACAACAGACGCCAUAUUCUCCAGAGGAAUUUUGCCCCGGAAGUACGACUUUCUCAAGUCAUACAGACAUAGAACAAUUAAAAGACGUUACAGCAAAUGUGACUUUCUAGAAAAUUCCAACAAGGAGCAGAUAAUAACGUUAAACAGUAUAAAAAAUAAUGUUGAUCCUGAGACUUAG